This is a messenger RNA of Hirundo rustica (Barn swallow), 2098 nucleotides long. It is a transcript of the gene CD247, whose product is annotated as CD247 molecule. Gene Ontology annotation, cellular component: membrane. Gene Ontology annotation, biological process: cell surface receptor signaling pathway. The coding region runs from base 281 to 682 and encodes 133 amino acids. Gene Ontology annotation, molecular function: transmembrane signaling receptor activity. The record is from RefSeq and is a predicted model, not a curated record. Lineage: Eukaryota; Metazoa; Chordata; Aves; Passeriformes; Hirundinidae. The transcript is spliced from 9 exons.
CUUCCCCUUUUUUUCCAUGAGGGCUGUGUCAGAGCUUAGGCUCUUGUUGCUUGCUCGGUUCUACUGUCUUGGCCUCAAGCCUGGCUCGAGUGUGGUCAACCCUGGCUGCUGUCACUGAACCUCUUCUUGCUCAGCCCAUGAGUUUCUCAUGCAAGCCUCUUGCAGUUGCUCCCAGGGCUUUUUGACUUAAGAACUUCUGUGUCUGGAGGCUUCCUCAGAGUUUCUAAGCUGAAUUGAUGCUGCAUCAGUUCUUGGCCUCACAGAUCCCAGGCUCUGCUACAUGCUGGAUGGACUCCUCUUCAUUUACGCAGUGGUGAUGACAGCCCUUUUUGUGAAGGCGAAGCUCAGCCAGGCCUCUGAGCCACAGCUGCAACCAGGCCAGGAUGACGUGUACAAUAAACUCUCCCGCACGCACAGAGACGAUUACGAUGUUCUGGGAGGAAAGCGAGGAGCAGACCCCGAGCUGGGCGGGAGACACCAGCAGAGGAGAAAGAAUCCUCAGGACACUGUCUACACUUCACUGCAGAAGGACAAGAUGGGUGAGGCGUACAGUGAGAUUGGAAUGAAGGGAGAGCAGCAGAGGCGGCGAGGCAAAGGGAACGAAGGUCUCUACCAGGGGCUCAGUGCAGCAACCAAGGACACUUAUGACGCUCUCCAAAUGCAGCCUUUGCCGCCCCGCUAAGUGGGAGCCUCAGAGGGGAUGGGCCAGAGUGAGAGAUGCCCACCUGUUCUGGGGAGGAGAGGGGGAAAAGCCUUUUUCAUCCAACACGAGCACCGUGUGUUUUCUGCGUUGCAACGACCUCCUUGGGCUGGUGCAUGGAAUCUGGACCUGGCCCUUUCCUUCUCCCUCUCCUCCUGGAUCAUGUAACUGCUUCUGCUACUAGAAUGUACAUAUCUGUAAAGUUGUUUCCAAUUAUAGUGGGUAUUAGGCUGAUUUUGGGGGUUUUUUUUGCUAAGGUUUGUGUUGUGGGACCAGACCACACCUUCUAACCAGCACAGCUAUUUCCACAGCUCUUCCUCAUCUUCCAGAGUAUUAUGAUAUGGAAUUAUGGCUUUAGUGCAUUUGAACAAUUUGUAAAGAUAGGGCUGUAUUUACUUCCUGUAGUAUUUAUCUUAAGACUAUUUCACCAUUUUUGCUUUAAAUUUGCCUUUAAAAAACUGCUUCAGUGGAGGGCAACUUUUUUUUCUUUAAUUAUAAAGAGUGACAAGAUGUUACAGUGGUGAAGCAGAAAGGCUGAAUGCCAGCUUUCCAGUAGGAAGAAAAUGAGCACCACCAUCCCAAAAAAGAUCAAGGAAUGGCACUGCCACUCAUCCAUAAAUACGAGCCAGGUUAAGCCGAGUGAGAGACUUCUCUGAAGGCAGAAAAACAAAGAAAACAAGGAGCUGGCUUCCCCUAUUAUCACUUGCAGACAAAACACACUGUACAAAACCCAACACAAAUGCAGUUUCCAAACCAGUCUCUCAUGAGGCUGCCUCUCCAAGGUGUAGGUAUCGUUCCAAAGAGGUCCCAGUUCAGUGGUGUCACGUGUUUUUGAUGAGUUAAUAAAAGUGUGUCAUGGUCCCGUGCGUGUGUGGGAAUGGCACGAGCUCCUUACCUCUGAGGCAUUCAGGCCCUCUGAACCAGCCUGAGCCCAGCAGCACCAUCUCCCAGGGAAGCUGAGGAGGACAGGAUUCCAACAGGAUCUCCUAUACCCAUCCCAGAAGCUGGGAUGGGCUGCUGGGGACUGCCCCAAACCCCGGUAUCAAAGGGACGCUCACCUCCUGCCGCCGCAGCCUCAGUUUUGCCUGUGUGCCUCGCAACGAAGCCCGAAGGAAUUCAGCAGGGGCAAACCCAGCCCAGCAAAAUCAGGGAUGUUUCACCUCGACUCAGGAGCUGACCAGGCCAUCUCAGCAGUCCUCAGAGAAGAAGGAGAGCUAAGGCAAGGCUGUGGGAACAAGAGCUGCUGCUCUGGGCGCUGCCCAGAUGAGGUUAUGUCUUCUUUCUGGGGACUGGGUGGGUUAGCAGCAGAAAAACUCAUUGAAAUGGGUGCUAUGCAAGUUCAAAGACAGUUUUACUUCUUUAGCAGUAAAACUGUACCUGAAGUAGGAGCUUGUAGCU